AUGCACUCUUCUCUCCGCGAACCGUUCUGGGGCGAGGCCACGUCUUAUCUAAAGUAUGAUUAUGUCAUUACACGAUAUGUCGCCGAGUUUAUCAAUACUUGCAUUUUAAUACUUGCAGUCGUCUAUGGAUUAUAUGGUCUGUCCAGACCCUCCCUUAAUGGCCAGACCCGCGCUCGUCUGCUUUCUUACAGUGGAUUGGUUGGCGUGGGCAUUUGUUCUGCCAGCUAUCAUAUGACCUUGAAAUAUCACACCCAAAUCCCGCAGCGUACCAAGCUUGUGGCCGUACUUCUUACCAUCUUAUUUACAGUGGUUAUGGUCACUCAUAUGGUCAUGGACGAGUUCCUGCUUCAUGCAACGACUUUUGGUCUUGCCGUCUAUCUAAUUGCAACUCGAACGCUGAAACGUAUUUCUCAACAAGUGCCGGAUGAUCGCAUUAGGAAGAACUUUCGAAAUAUCGCCCUAUUUGGCUGCUUUAAUUUCGCCUUUGGGUACUUUGUGUGGCUAUUGGAUGACUGGAUAUGCUCACUACUGACUUCGAUGAAGCACUCAGCUGGCCUUCCCCUAGCUUUUUUCCUCGAGCUACAUGGAUGGUGGCACAUUUUUAUUUGUAUCGGGGGCUACUUUGGCGUGGCUCUCGUCGACGCAAUAACAUCCGGCGUAGUCCGUGAGGACCCGAUUCAUCGUCUUGCCUGGCCCGUCCCCUCGGCGAGAUUAUUGUCAAGUGCAAAUGCGUCACCAAAGCAGGAAUAAGUUUGCCCAUCAGAAAGUAAAUUCACUACAACAUUCAUUGAGAA
Trichoderma asperellum CBS 433.97 is the source of this 794-nucleotide messenger RNA. RefSeq lists its product as uncharacterized. Lineage: Eukaryota; Fungi; Ascomycota; Sordariomycetes; Hypocreales; Hypocreaceae. Gene Ontology annotation, biological process: ceramide biosynthetic process; ceramide catabolic process. Gene Ontology annotation, cellular component: endoplasmic reticulum membrane. The record is from RefSeq and is a predicted model, not a curated record.